ACUGUAGUAGUCGUAUCUUAAAAAAAUACCAAUCUCGGGAACUACAUUAUUAACAUUUUCCCAAACUCUUUUUAUUUCUUCCAAGAUUCCUCCUAAUUGUUUUGUGAUUGUUCCCAUUGCAUUUGCAUUAUUAUCAUCACUUAAUUAUUCUAAUGUUGAUUACUUAGUCACUUCCUCCCCACGUACACAUGAUUAAUAAACAUUUUUACAGUAUUAUUAUCACAAACCAGAUCUGAGCAUUAUUAUAAAAAAAAAAAACCCAUUAAUUUAAAGUAAAAACAAAAAAUAGUGGGUCUAUAUCAAUAUAUACUAUUUAGAUGGAAAAAAAACAGAGUGAUAAUUAGAGAGUUAUAAAGACACUAUCAUUCUCGUCUCUACAACAACCCAUCUGGACAUUAAUGUCACAUUUCUGAAAUCUCUCAACUUCAUCAUCAAGUGGGUUCCUAUGAGAGUGACGACUCUUUGAUUGCUUCGCCACAUCUUUAUUUUCCCUCACUUUGAUUAUUAUUAUCCUUCUAAGUCAUUUCUCUAUCUAUCCAUAUUAUAGGAAGUUAGAUAGAUCUCUGUUUCGUAAGAAUGAGAUCUAGUGUUGAAGAUAACAAAGGAUGGAUAGGACCAGCGACACCGGAGAUAUCGAACGGUUUUGAGUUUCAGAAAGGUUCUAACCGGACACCAAACCAUCACCGGUCUACUAUGGGGAAGCCUGCACCGUCAAAAUGGGACGAUGCUCAGAAAUGGCUUUCUGGUGUAGGGUUUGCUCGUGGAGGUGGUGGAGGUGGUGAGAAGAGUAGUCGUCAUCACUCUAGAAGUAAUCAGCCGAGAAACUCUAACGCUGAUGAUCUUAGACUUAUAGCUUCAGCUUCACAAAGGGAACGUGAAGGAGAAGAUCAGUAUGUUGAGUAUGAUGAUGAAGAGAUGGCGGCGGGAAGGCCGGAGGUUGAGACGAAGAAUGUUGAUUGUGGUGAAUCGGUUUGGAGGAAAGAUAGUAGUAUCAAUCCAACGGCUGGGAUUAGAUCGGUUUGUGUGAGAGAUAUGGGGACUGAGAUGACUCCUAUUGGUAGUCAAGAGCCUUCUAGAACAGCUACACCGGUGCGAGCUACUACGCCGGUUGGGAGAAGUCCCGUGACUUCACCGGUGAGGGCUUCGCAACGCGGUGAGGCGGUGGGGAUUGUGACGGAGACUGUGAUGGAGGUUAGGAGGGUAGAGAGUAAUAUUAAUGAGAAGAGUAAUGGUUUUGGGGAGAGUAAGAAGGCGAUGAGUGCUAUGGAAGCUCGAGCUAUGGCUUGGGAUGAAGCAGAACGUGCGAAAUUCAUGGCUAGGUAUAAGAGAGAGGAAGUGAAGAUACAAGCUUGGGAGAAUCAUGAGAAGAGAAAGGCAGAGAUGGAGAUGAAGAAAAUGGAGGUGAAGGCGGAGAGGAUGAAAGCAAGGGCAGAGGAGAAGCUGGCCAAGAAGCUAGCGGCGACGAAAAGGAUAGCGGAAGAGAGGAGGGCAAACGCGGAGGCGAAACUAAACGAAAAGGCGGUGAAGACAUCGGAGAAAGCCGAUUAUAUAAGGAGAAGUGGUCACUUGCCUUCUUCUUUUUCUUUCUCAUUUAAGCUUCCCUCUCGCUGUUGGUGUCAAUAAUCGUCUAUUCUCAUUAUUUUAUUUAGAAUGUAAUCGUAUGGAUUUACUGAUAUUUAACGCAAAAAAAAAAAAAAAAAAGAUUCAAUGGUUU
Messenger RNA from Arabidopsis lyrata subsp. lyrata, 1714 nucleotides. RefSeq lists its product as uncharacterized. The record is from RefSeq and is a predicted model, not a curated record. Bases 577 to 1623 code for a protein of 348 amino acids. Lineage: Eukaryota; Viridiplantae; Streptophyta; Magnoliopsida; Brassicales; Brassicaceae. The transcript is spliced from 3 exons.